CGGAUUUCUCCUGGACUGCCUACAAUGUUUGAAACGGAGGGAAGAAGCAUGUCACGGCUCUCUCUGACCCGGUCCCCGGUCUCUCCUCUGGCCACUCAGGGUAUCCCUCUGCCGGCUCAGCUGACCAAGGCGAAUGCCCCGGUGCACAUCGACGUCGGGGGACACAUGUACACCAGCAGCCUGGCGACCCUCACCAAGUUCCCAGACUCCAGAAUCAGUCGUCUGUUCAAUGGCACUGAGCCCAUCGUGUUGGACAGCUUGAAGCAGCACUACUUCAUAGAUCGGGACGGCGAGAUAUUCCGCUACAUUCUCAGUUUCCUCAGAACCAGCAAAUUGCUCCUCCCAGAUGACUUCAAGGACUUCCACUUGCUGUAUGAGGAGGCGCGGUAUUACCAGCUAAUGCCCAUGAUUAAAGAGCUGGAGCGCUGGAAGCAGGAGCGUGAGCAGCGGCGGAUGGCGCAGCCCUGCGACUGCUUGGUGGUUCGUGUCACACCCGACCUGGGCGAGAGGAUCGCCCUGAGCGGGGAGAAGGUCCUCAUCGAGGAGAUCUUCCCCGAGACUGGAGAUGUUAUGUGCAACUCAGUGAACGCCGGCUGGAACCAGGACCCGACGCACGUCAUUCGCUUCCCUCUCAAUGGCUACUGCAGGCUCAACUCUGUCCAGGUUAUGGAGCGUCUCUUCCAGAAAGGCUUCAGCGUGGCGGCGUCAUGCGGCGGCGGCGUGGACUCCUCCCAGUUCAGUGAGUACGUGUUGUGUCGCGAGGACCGGCGGAGUCUGUCCAUGAACACGCCCAUCAGGAUAAAACAGGAACCCCUGGACUAG
Molecule: messenger RNA, 822 nt
Organism: Limanda limanda (common dab)
Lineage: Eukaryota; Metazoa; Chordata; Actinopteri; Pleuronectiformes; Pleuronectidae
Product: BTB/POZ domain-containing protein kctd15
Exons: 5
Coding region: 25-822 (265 amino acids)
Biological process (GO): protein homooligomerization
Molecular function (GO): protein binding
Source: RefSeq, a predicted model, not a curated record